Molecule: messenger RNA, 678 nt
Organism: Naumovozyma castellii
Lineage: Eukaryota; Fungi; Ascomycota; Saccharomycetes; Saccharomycetales; Saccharomycetaceae
Exons: 1
Coding region: 1-678 (225 amino acids)
Source: RefSeq, a predicted model, not a curated record
AUGAGUGCUUUAGUAUUAGGUGCCACAGGCCUUUGUGGUGGGGGGUUUCUGAAGGAGGCCGAAAAGACAGGAAAGUUUAACACCAUAGUCACUUUAACUAGAAGAGCCCUUCCUAAGUCAGAUUCCAUUGCAACACAGAUCGUAGAGCCUGAUAAUUCCAAAUGGUCACACUUGAUACCAGAAAACACAAAGUAUUUGUUUACUGGGUUAUCUAUGACCAGUUAUGCACUUGGCGGGUUUGACAAUCAGUACAAGAUUGACCAUGACCUAAAUCUUGAACUGGCCAAGGCAGCAAAGGCAAAAGGAUGCUCUACCAUAGUGGUGGUUAGUUCUGACCGUGCCUCUUUGGAUUCAAGAUUCAGUUAUAUGAGAAUGAAGGGGGAGAUUGAAAGAGAUAUUGUUGCGUUAGAUUUUGAUCAUACUAUUAUUUUGCGUCCUGGGAUCUUAUUGGGAGAAAGAGAUCCUCAGACUGCCCAUAAAUCUUUCACCCACGAUGCAAUGAGAAUGAUAGGUGGGAUGUUUUAUAGAUCCAGACUAGCUUGGCUUGCUGAAUAUCCAAUUUAUGGUGAUGAAGUAGGUAAAGUUGGUGUUCAUUUAGCUUUAAAUAAAGAUGGAGAGAAAGUCCAAAUUUUGGAGAGCAAAGAGAUUUUAGAUAUUGCAGCUGGACUUUCUAAGUAA